Molecule: messenger RNA, 774 nt
Organism: Babjeviella inositovora NRRL Y-12698
Lineage: Eukaryota; Fungi; Ascomycota; Pichiomycetes; Serinales
Product: N-terminal protein methyltransferase
Exons: 1
Coding region: 22-750 (242 amino acids)
Biological process (GO): N-terminal protein amino acid methylation
Cellular component (GO): cytoplasm
Molecular function (GO): N-terminal protein N-methyltransferase activity
Source: RefSeq, a predicted model, not a curated record
UCACACGCCUAACCCUUCUACAUGCCAGCUAAAACUAUCAGCUCAGAAACCCCGGGUCCGAGCCCUACAGAGUUUCCAGACUCUCAGAUCAACUAUGACGAUGCUAUCGACUAUUGGACCUCCAUCCCCGCCACCGUGGACGGCGUUCUUGGGGGCUACGGCAACACCUCGGUGCCAAAGGCAGACGCCAUCGGCUCGUCCACAUUUCUCCGCAAGUUACGCACCAGAAUGACCCCUGCGGCGGGUCAAGUCAAGUACGGGGUGGACAUCGGCGCUGGUAUCGGCCGUGUCACCAGAGACAUGUUGCACAAACACUGCGAUAAGGUAGAUUUGGUUGAGCCAGUGGUGCCAUUUGUGCAGCAGAUGCUGAUAGAGUUAGCUCCAUUAUACACCGAGGGCAAGAUUGGGGAGAUCUUCCCGGUCGGGAUGCAACACUGGACGCCAGAAACUGGUAAAUAUUGGUUGAUUUGGUGCCAGUGGUGCGUGGGGCAUUUGCCUGACGAGGAAUUUUUAAAGUUCUUAGACAGAUGUAAGGCCGGGUUACAGCCAAACGGAACCAUCGUGGUCAAGGAGAACAACUCCCUGGGUGAAGAUGUGUUUGACGAGGAGGAUUCGUCUGUGACCAGAACCGAUGCCAAGUUUAGACAGUUAUUUGAGCAGGCGGGGUUGAAGUUGAUUGCCGUGGAGCAACAGAAGGGCUUGCCAAGAGAGUUGUUCCCGGUAAGAAUGUACGCCUUGAAGAUGGUGUAAUAUAGUAUGGUUUCGAUAUUCCCC